Messenger RNA from Electrophorus electricus (electric eel), 5020 nucleotides. NCBI's taxonomy places the organism in Eukaryota, Metazoa, Chordata, Actinopteri, Gymnotiformes, Gymnotidae. The record is from RefSeq and is a predicted model, not a curated record.
AGAAAUCAAUGAAAGCUCAAUAUUGCCAUGAUAUUCAUGUUCAAUUAGAUUUUUUUUUUUUUGUUAUGUAUUUUUAUUCAUAGACGAACUACGAAUUACAGCAACAGACAUAAAGAGACCAGUGAAAAGGGAAAUGAAUCAGGGUGAAAAGCUCAAAAACCUGCUGACAUGUGGAGGAUCCACACUGGGUUACUACAGCUAUUUUGUCAUCAUAAUGAAUGAAAGCAAGCCUGACCAACUUGAACAACUCCAGUUUCUUAGCAAAUUGAACUUGUUUUGUGUUUUUGACUUUGAUCCCAAUUCAGUUUCUAAAGGUGCAUGUAAAGUAUACAGAGAAUCCCGAAUUGCAAAUCUGCAUUUUCCAAACCAGUUCCAGGGAGAGGCAAGUGAAGUGCUUAAAAAUCUAAACCUCUACAAACAAACCAGUUGGGUGUUUUGCAAUGGAAGACUUGACCUUGACUCUGAAUCUAGUAGGAAUCUAGACUACCAAAGGUGGUUAAGAGGAACUCACAGAGAAAUAGAGCAAAUGGUUUCAUUUAUCUUCAGACCUGAAAUUCUUCCUGAUAGAAAAUGUCUUGUGAUAUUCCUUCUGUUUUCUGCUGUAGAGUCAGAGAAAGACCCCAUUUUUGACACAUUCAUGACAUUCCACAGGCAGUGUCGAGGGGAAGAGAACAUUAUUCAUAUUUGUGAAAAUGAGGACUCAUUUGAAAAAUGGCAUACUCUCAUUCAAAAGAAGUACGAGUUUGACAUCACCAAGCAGUCUAUCUAUAAACUGGAUUUCAGCCAAAUUAAUGGAACUGUAAUGAAACUGGGACCACACACACAGCCCUGUGGCAUGUUGUUGCCAUCAGCUGGAUCUAGUUCGGUCACUCUGCGACAGAAGGAUACAGAUAUAAUGGAUGCUUUAGACAUCUUGUGUGAAAACGAAUGUGAGAAUGCUUAUGAUGUAAAUAGCUCAGCCUUUCAAGAUUUAAAACUCAAGGUUGAGGAAGAAUUCUAUAGAGGAGGGAAGGUCAAAUGGUGGAACUUCUACUUCUCAGAGAAAGAAAAAUCCAAGCCAUUUAUCAAACGAGACAAAUAUGAAGCUGUCAGAUUAAUUGUAACAUCUCAGAUUAAGGACCCUAAAAGUACAUGUGCCAUUGUGAAUCUUUUUCAUCAUCCUGGAUGUGGAGGGACAACAUUAGCAAUGCAUGUAAUGUGGGACCUUCGAAAUCAAUUAAGAUGUGCAAUUCUGAAAGACAGUUCUAUUUCUGAAGAGACGGUAUCUUCACAAGUUAAGUACCUGUUAAAGUACGGGAAAACUGAUGAAUCUCCCCAGGUACCAGUCCUUCUGUUGAUUGAUGAUUCCAAAGAUACAGAAGCUGCAGAAAAGCUAAGGAAUUGCAUUCGUCGGACCUUAGAUGAAGAUUGUGCUUUCAAAAAUGAAAAAAGUACAAAUUCGCUAGUCAUCCUUUUGAACUGUGUUCGCACUCACUUCCCAGUAGAUCAAUUCAAGUGCUGUGAGACAGAAAGACAAUACAUAACAAACGAACUAACAAAGAAAGAGAAAGAUGACUUUGAAGAAAAAUUGCAAGAACUCAAGGAAAAUCAUAAGAGACCUGAAAAUUUCUAUAGUUUCAUGAUCAUGAAAUCAAACUUCAGUAAGAAGUAUGUUAGAAACGUGGUUUGUAAUACCCUAAAGGAUCUCAACAGGGACACCAAAGAAGCACAGCUCUUCUCAGUAAUGGCACUGCUAAACUCAUAUGUUGCUGAGUCAGACAUUUCUCAGUCAAUCUGUGAAGACUUUCUUGGGAUGAAGCAGUUCCAUUGGGGGGAAGAAUAUGUUCUUGAAAGGAUGAAGCCUUACUCAAAUUUACUUAUUGGAUUUAAGGUUGAUCAUUGUGGGGAAUACUCUGCCAUCCGUAUCCUACAUCAUGACAUAGCGUGUGCUUGCCUAGACGAGCUGGAUUUGACAUAUAACAUAAAGAGAAGUGAUAUUACCAUGGAUCUGCUGCAUUGCAAUUUGUUUUUCAAAACUGCACUCGGUAAAGAUGCUUUAACACUCUCCAUUCAGCGUAUGCUGAUUGAGAGACAACGCAAUGUGGACAAUGAUAGGGGCACUCAGUUUUCUCCGUUGAUUGAAACAAUCCACACAGAUGAGGGAAGACAAAAAGUUCAAGAAAUUUUUACAAAAGCAUUAAGAAGAUAUGAGACAAGUGCUUCUAUACCCCAAGCCUUGGCAAGAUACCUGUAUCUUUACAGCAGAGAUUUCUCUCAGGCCCUGGAAUGGGCUGAAAUUGCAAGACAAAUCACAGAAAAUUGUUUCACUGUUGAUACGAUAGGACAAAUCCAUAAAAAUCAUCUGAAGUAUGAGAUUCAAAGAGACAAGGAGCAGGAGACUCCUGAAAAUCUUGACAGAUACAUUGAGCUUGCUAAAAAAGCAAUUAAUGCCUUUCAGAAGGCACAGAAACUGGCAAAGACUGAAUAUAAUCUUUAUGAAGAUUAUAAUCUAACACAAACCUACAACCAAUAUGCAGACAUGGGUCUAAUAGAAGUAGUGCUCACAGUCCUUGAUAUUAUCAGCAGCCUCCCACUUUUUAAUGGAACAGAUACAAUGGCACGAAGGUACAUGCAGAGCUUCCUCAAAGGUAACAUUUCCAUGAGAAGCAUUUAUUUUAAAGACAAUGGCAUAAAUCAUAAAUAUGCAACUGUUCUAAUGAAUCAUGAACCAUUUCUUCAUGAACUAAGGAAACAGGCAAAGACUAGCUUUGAAUUAUUUGAUUGUUACUUUUCUUACUUGAAGAGCAGAAAAUUUGAGGAGGAGCUAGACUAUAAGUGUAGAAGAAAGAUAUCACAAUACUUCAAGAAGUAUAUUUCAUUUUUCUGCUCAGAUGCAGAAAGGUCACAAGAGAAAGAAAGUAAGAAAAUCCUUAGAGAGAGCAUGGACAUUGAGGCAAAUGAAAUUUUUCUGGAAGAACAGAAAGCUGACACUUUUCCUGGGCUGCUUCAACACUUGGAGGACAAGAGUGGAGAAACAAUGGAAAAAAUAACAGGAUCCUAUAAUUUUUUACAUGAGCACUUGAAGUCCAGAAAUCCAAAAUUUAAAACAAACCUCAUACUGGCUAACAUAACCUUGCACCUCAUCAAACCCAACUCAAAGUGUGCAAUUAGUGAAAGGGAUCUCAUCCAUCUUUUGAAAGAAAUGUUGCAAGAAAUAGGAGUUCAGUACCCUUUUCCAGAGCCCUACUACUUGGCAUUGCUCUUACUUUGGCCUUGUUCAACAUCAGAUUCUGCUGAAAAUAUAGGAAUCUAUGUUAACUCCAUACGUAAUUCUUCUCGUCGUCGGCUACCUACUUCAUUACGUAAGAGAGGUGCUAUUUCUCAUUUUUUGCUGGGCAAAAAGUCAGGAUUGAAAAGGCUUGUUCCUAAAGCAAAACUCUACUAUACGGACGAACCAAAAGAAAGCAACAGGGCUUGGCAGAGUGGAAAAAUCUUCAGUCAGAAGGAUAUUCAAGACUGUCUACUCCGUGUACAUGGAACAGUUGAGCAAGGGGAAGUUUAUACUGAGUAUGGUAAACUGAAGGUCCCAGUGCACCCUGCCUUCCUUGAUUCAGUGAGAUCUGGAUUCAGUACCGAAAAGGUGUCCUUCUACUUGGGCUUUGCUAUGACUGGCCUACUUGCAUAUGACAUUCGCUAUGAAAGUUAAAAGGAGUUAUUCACAAUCAAAAUGAAGAAAGUAAAUGCUUAUUAAUGUAAGAGUUGGGGACAUUGUACAUUUAUACAGCCUGUACACAAAAAAGGAAUCUUUUGAGAGCAGAUAGUUGAGGGAAAGGAAGCUAUUUAGAAACUAAAAGAAAGGAACACAAAUUGGAUGCUCAGUACAGUAGAUGGAUGUGGAAAAAUUUGAUUGAUUUCAAAAAAGGAAAAAGGCAAUUAGACAUAAAUGUAAUAAGAGGGACUGAAAAUGAACUGUAGAAUGCAAAGAGGUUAUUUGGCAAGAACGCCUUCCUCUCUGUGGAGAAAUGAAACAAACAAACACGACAAGGACUUCAAAGUUGCAAGAUUUUGGUAAAGGUUUGCAUAAUCAUUCUAUAAUAAUGAAGCAACAAAUAUAUUUACCUGAAUGGACAAAAAUGUCUCUUCUGUCAAUAUACUCAAGAUAAAAGGGGGAGAAAAAUUACAAAAGUAUAACAAGUAGUCUAAUUAGUUUAACAACUACAAAUGUCUAAAGUUAAUCAAUGAAACAAAAAUCAUCACAUGUUUUAUUAUGCUGUCUGAGUGUUAACUAAUAAGAAUAUUCUGGAUCUCUGCAUUUUAAGCUUCAUUUUGUUUCAAGCUGAGUGUGACAUGAUCUGAAGACCAGCAAACAAAUCAAAGAAUGAAAAUAAAAUAAAAAAAGGUUGUGUGGGGGUUAAAGCAGAAUAGAAUUAAAUGAAUUACAAAUACUACCAUGGAAACAAAUGUAGGAUAAAAGUCAGAGGCUUGUCCCUCAGGACACAAGUUUGCCAAAUGUGUAAAUGCGGACACGGGUGUGACCCUCUAAGGGUCAAUCAGGUAAUUAUUAAAAAUCACCUGCCAUCAAACCAUUACUAUUUCUUUAUCAUUGAUACUGGUGAUACUGUACACUUGUAUACCUUGUGUACAUGUUUAAACAUACAUGUUCUUUUUUUUAUUUUUAUAUUUAUAAUCAGAAGGUGUCCUUUGUUCUUGAAGUAAUUAACAGAUCUUACCUAAAUGAACUCAUCAGCCAAAUAAUGCAGUAUUAGAUUUGAGUUGUUUAUCAUCUAAGGCCAUUGUAAGUAGAUUGUAAUUGUAUUGUAAGUGCAUUGUAAUAUAGGGCCACUGUAUUCAUGCCAGAGAAUCUUACAAGAAAAUGUCUAUCCCAAGGUAAAAGUGUAUUUCAGUCAAUAUGCAUAGUAAGAUAAAUUAAUGUUAAUGGUGUGAAAAUAGGUAACAGUUCAUGUAAAUGGUACUUCUCUCCUGUGCUAAGUCAUAAAUUGCUUUGUGUGUGUUUUUUAUUAAACAUUGCUCCUCACAUGUA